Molecule: messenger RNA, 1743 nt
Organism: Morchella sextelata
Lineage: Eukaryota; Fungi; Ascomycota; Pezizomycetes; Pezizales; Morchellaceae
Exons: 8
Coding region: 1-1743 (580 amino acids)
Biological process (GO): proteasome-mediated ubiquitin-dependent protein catabolic process
Cellular component (GO): Cul4-RING E3 ubiquitin ligase complex
Molecular function (GO): protein binding
Source: RefSeq, a predicted model, not a curated record
AUGAAUAACUCACUCGCGGCUCAUCUUAACGAAACUGAUCCGGAGGAUAAUGAUAUGGAUUAUGAGACAUCUAAUGACCAUGACGACAGCGAGGAAGAUGUGCUUGAAUUUGAAGAUGCAACAGAAGACCAGGAUGAGGAGAGCGAAGAGGAACUGGAUGAUGGUGAUGAUGAUGAUGACGAAAUCGAUACACGAGCUAGAGCAGUGCAGAUUGCACGCUUACUUCAAGGACGGAUUCAAUUCAACAGAAAUAUGAUAUUCAGACUUAGCAGUGGAAACAGCGCAUUUGUUGAGAUAGAUAGAUACCCGCGACGGCCUCCUCCCCACUAUAGCGAAAUCGAUCCGGUGCCGAGUGCGAUUGGUCAGGAACUCAUGAGAUCAGGAGACUUUGGAUCUAAUGAGUUGCAGAGCUAUGGGGCCGGUGGUGCUUCAAAACCAACUAAAGGCUUUACGCUAUCCAGACGAUUGCUCGAAAGGGAGAUUGGGAGCUACGUUGGAGAACGAGGUAGAAUUUUAAACCAAUUGAUGGCACAAUCAAUGCUUCCAAGCAGUGAAGCGGACUUUAUCAUCCAUUAUGACAAUCGCUCCUAUUCUGGCCAAUUUUCCGAAGAUGGGAAUUUCUUUUACAGCUGUUCUCAAGAUUUCCAGGUACGGAUGUACGAUACCUCAAAUCCAUACGAAUGGAAAUAUUAUAAGUCUGUGGAUUAUAUUGGCGGAAGAUGGACCAUCACCGAUGCGACUCUUUCUCCAGAUAACAACCACUUAGCCUAUAGUAGCAUAGCAAGCUGUGUCUUCAUGGCGAACACAAACCCUGGUAAUGACGAAAUUAUUCCUUUAGAGCUAAGCCAUGGAGAACGUGGGAACAUAAAUGUUAUGGAUCCUCAUUAUGGUAUAUGGUCUGUUCGAUUCUCUGGUGAUGGUCGUGAAAUUGUAGCUGGGGCAAGCGAUAGUUGUCUCUAUGUAUAUGACAUAGAGACCCGUACGCCGAUUCUCAAGCUUCAAGGACAUGAGGAAGACGUUAACGCCGUUUGCUAUGGAGAUCAAAAUUCCCCUCAUAUUCUCUACUCUGGGUCUGAUGAUACUACAAUCAAAGUAUGGGAUCGGCGCAGUAUGGCAGAUGGGCGGGAGGUAGGUGUGUUUGCCGGACACACGGAAGGUUUAACAUAUGUGGAUAGCAAAGGAGAUGGAAGAUAUGUUCUUUCUAACGCUAAAGACCAGACUAUGAAGAAAAUGAUGGAUCCUAAAGAAUUUGAUGGAUUACCUCACUUUAAUUACUCCAGUGGAUUUGACUACCGCUCGCAGAUGGAACCCCCUAUAAAGCUACCACACGAUUCUUCUUUAGUUACGUACCGUGGGCAUAGUGUCCAUAAAACCUUGAUCCGAUGCCACUUCUCACCACCCACCUCAACUGGAUCUCGAUACGUCUAUACUGGUUCUUCAGAUGGAAAAGCCAAAAUUUACAAUCUUGAUGCAACGAUUGCUGGCGAGAUAGAUGUCAAUGCUGCCACGUUGAAUACUAGACCAGUGGACGAAAGGUCGAAUAAUAGCUGGUAUCGCGAUUGGGACGAGGGAUCAAACUCGAGGACGUCAUGGAAGACAUGUGAAAAGAUGUCUAACAAGGAACUUAGCUACUUGUUGGAAUGGGUAUGGAUUCACUACAGGGACAGUGAGCUUACACACUUGGAAUGGUGGAAAAUCAAGGUUAUCGAACAGGGACGGAAAGGUGACCGCGAGGAGAUAUAA